Molecule: messenger RNA, 3058 nt
Organism: Odontomachus brunneus
Lineage: Eukaryota; Metazoa; Arthropoda; Insecta; Hymenoptera; Formicidae
Gene: Sec23
Product: protein transport protein Sec23A
Exons: 12
Coding region: 210-2537 (775 amino acids)
Biological process (GO): COPII-coated vesicle budding; endoplasmic reticulum to Golgi vesicle-mediated transport; COPII-coated vesicle cargo loading
Cellular component (GO): COPII vesicle coat; endoplasmic reticulum exit site
Molecular function (GO): GTPase activator activity; zinc ion binding
Source: RefSeq, a predicted model, not a curated record
ACAGAUUGGCGCAUGCGUUUUAUCUUUCAAGUGACGUGGCCUCCGGUGACAGAGGAUCGUUAAUAUCUUGGUCAAGAAUUUAUAGGAUUUUUUUGAUUAAUAAUGUCGUAUGUGUGGUAAAAUGGCCAAGUGAACAUUAGCAGCAUCAUCGUGUACGGCAAACGUAACGGCACUGACCAAUUUGCGUUUCUCCCUGAAAGCGACUCACCAUGACAACAUACGAAGAUUUUAUUCAACAGAAUGAGGAUCGUGACGGCGUGCGUUUUACAUGGAACGUUUGGCCGUCAUCACGUAUUGAUGCUACCAGACUCGUUGUACCACUUGGCACUUUGUACCAACCGAUCAAAGAACGAGCUGAUCUUCCACCGAUUCAAUAUGAUCCUGUCUUGUGCACAAGGUCCACUUGUAGGGCCAUCUUAAAUCCAUUGUGCCAAGUGGACUAUCGUGCCAAGUUAUGGGUCUGCAAUCUUUGCUUCCAGAGAAAUCCUUUUCCACCACAUUAUGCUGCAAUUACAGAACAACAUCAGCCAGCAGAACUUGUUCCAAUGUUUUCAACAAUCGAGUAUACAAUAAUGCGCGCUCAAUGUUUACCACCGAUAUUCCUGUUCGUCGUGGAUACGUGCAUGGACGAUGAAGAAUUGGGAGCACUCAAAGAUUCUCUACAAAUGUCACUGUCCUUACUUCCACCCAACGCUCUGAUUGGCCUUAUUACGUUCGGCAGAAUGGUUCAAGUUCACGAGUUGGGCUGCGACGGCUGCAGCAAGAGUUAUGUAUUCCGUGGGACGAAGGAUCUGCAACCGAAACAGGUUCAAGAUAUGUUAGGUAUAGGUAGACCGAUUCCAGGACAAAAUCCAGGCCAACCGAGAGGACCCGGUACGCAACCGUUGCCGCCGGCCAAUCGGUUCAUACAGCCGGUGCAUAAGUGUGACAUGAACUUGACAGAUCUUUUAGGAGAGCUACAACGUGACCCGUGGCCCGUAGGACCAGGAAAGCGCCCAUUGCGAUCCACCGGUGUGGCGUUAGCCGUUGCUACGGGUCUCUUGGAAGCUAGUUACGCGAACACUGGCGCUAGGAUUAUGCUGUUUGUUGGAGGGCCGUGUUCUCAAGGACCCGGUCAAGUUGUAACUGACGAUCUACGACAACCGAUCAGAUCGCAUCACGAUAUUCAAAAGGAUAAUGCUAAGCAUAUGAAAAAAGCGAUGAAGCACUACGACGCGUUGGCGUCGCGCGCCGCUGCCAACGGCCACAUUAUAGACAUAUAUUCCUGUGCUCUCGAUCAAACCGGUUUGCUGGAGAUGCGACAAUGCUGCAAUUCUACCGGUGGUCAUAUGGUGAUGGGAGAUUCGUUCAAUUCAUCCUUGUUUAAGCAAACCUUCCAACGAGUGUUCGCCAAAGACUCCAAGGGUGACUUGAAGAUGGCAUUCAACGCCAUUUUAGAGGUGAAAACCUCGCGAGAAAUUAAAGUCUCCGGGGCAAUCGGUCCUUGCGUGUCAUUGGGAGUGAAGGGAGCUAGCGUCGGAGAACAGGAAGUAGGGUUGGGUGGCACAUGUCAGUGGAAGUUCUGUUCCUUGACACCAUCCACAACUACUUCACUUUUCUUCGAGGUUGUGAAUCAACAUACCGCGCCGAUCCCACAAGGUGGAAGAGGCUGCAUUCAAUUCAUUACUCAGUAUCAACAUAGCAGUGGUCAGAAGAGAAUCAGAGUCACGACUAUCGCGAGAAAUUGGGCAGAUGUGUCAUCGUCCUUGCAUCAUGUGAGCGCAGGAUUCGAUCAGGAGGCAGCGGCCGUUCUCAUGUCACGCUUAGCUGUAUUCAGAGCGGAAAGCGAUGACGGGCCGGAUGUGCUAAGAUGGGUCGAUCGUAUGUUGAUUAGACUCUGCCAAAAGUUCGGAGACUACGCCAAGGACGAUCCAAAUAGCUUUAGAUUGGCGGAGAACUUCUCCUUAUAUCCACAAUUCAUGUAUCAUUUGCGUAGAUCGCAGUUUUUACAGGUGUUCAAUAAUUCGCCAGAUGAGACCAGUUUCUACAGGCAUAUGCUUAUGCGUGAGGAUUUAACGAAUUCUUUAAUUAUGGUUCAACCGAUCUUAUAUAGUUAUGGAUUCAACGGGCCCCCAGAACCUGUAUUACUAGAUACCUCAUCCAUUCAAGCCGAAAGAAUUUUAUUGAUGGACACAUUUUUCCAGAUACUUAUAUUUCACGGAGAAACCAUCGCACAGUGGCGGCAGUCGAAGUAUCAAGACUUGCCGGAAUAUGAGAACUUCAGGCAGUUAUUGGCAGCGCCCGUUGACGACGCAGCCGAAAUAUUAGCCGGCAGAUUUCCCGCACCGCGGUAUAUUGAUACGGAACAAGGCGGAUCUCAAGCUAGAUUUCUACUGAGCAAAGUCAAUCCGAGCCAAACCCAUAAUAAUAUGUAUGCUUACGGCGCGGGGAUGCCGAUGCCCAAUGGGGAGAGCGGUGCACCUGUCUUAACCGAUGAUGUCAGUUUGCAAAUAUUUAUGGAGCAUCUGAAGAAAUUAGCUGUAUCAUCUACAGCGUAAAUUAAAAAAAAAAUGAUAUAUUUGCAGUACAUAUUAUGAUAAACAUUCAUUUAUCAUAUGUUUCAUAAUAUAUUAAUAAAAUUAUUCGGAAGAAAUGUAAAAAAGAGAGAGGUAAGCAGAUUUGUAAUCAAAUUUGCAAAUACAAAGCUUACGAUAAAAAUCGCAAUAAAUUUGAAAAUAUAAAAAGAACAUUGUAAAAUAAUCUAAUAUCAAAAAAACGUUGCAAUCAUAUAAUACAGAUUGUGAAUUGAUUGAAACUUAACUUCUAGGUAGAUUAUGAAAUGGAAUGCUUUUUUCUUAUUUAAUGAACAAUUAAUUUAUAACAUUCGUUUCAUUCCUCCUAGAUCUGUAUUUAUAUUUUAUAUUAAUUGGUGAUUGAGCUAUGAUAAUGCAACGUACAUGGAUAAAUGUCAGUAAAAAGUUUUGAAAUUUUCCCAAUAAUAUUAUUGUUCUUUUUUAUAUUAUCUGUAUUCUUCCUCAACAUCCUAUAUAUCGUAAGCAAUAAAUAAGAUGCAAAUUUA